Molecule: messenger RNA, 5261 nt
Organism: Limulus polyphemus (Atlantic horseshoe crab)
Lineage: Eukaryota; Metazoa; Arthropoda; Merostomata; Xiphosura; Limulidae
Product: cadherin-like and PC-esterase domain-containing protein 1
Exons: 24
Coding region: 368-3652 (1094 amino acids)
Biological process (GO): protein modification process
Source: RefSeq, a predicted model, not a curated record
CCAGUGAUAAAUAAGUCUGAGGAGAAGCUGCCUGGAACUAGAACAGUAAGUAGUGUGACUCUGUAAGGCAAGCAAGACCAUGGUCAUUGCGGAGAAGCCACUAUAAUAUUAACCACUGUUUACAUUUUAUAAACAGCUGUGAGACUCGGUCAGAACGUGACAACUUCCUUAUCCGUGGCCAAUUCUCCACAGCUUUACCCCAAUCUUUUGGACAGCUAUAAACACAAGAUAUAAGAAAAUAUAAGUUAGUUCAGCCAAACAAAUUUAACCAGUGAUCAUGCUUAAUUGAAACCUAGCCAUCAGACAACUGAAGAUGAACAGACCAAACAGACACCUCCUCGGCUAGUGUGUAAUGUGGGAAUAAAUAAUGAAUCGCAAAUACAACUCCACUGUGAGAAGCCGUCCGUUCUUCCGUUGUCGUCCAUUCCGUGACCUCCUGCUCCUGAUUGUUAGUUUUGCCUCUGUCUCGUGUUACUUGUGCUAUCUCCUUUGGGCUCCACCUGUGUACCUGUCCCCUAAUGCUGGUCCACAAUUACCUUCGCUGGAAAACGUCGGUAACGCCCUCCAGCGAAAUAUCUUGUCCCAAAAAAAGAAGACUGUCAAUGUGAAUACCUCCGAGAGUAAAUCCUCCCGCGAAAUGAGUAAGCUGGAAAAACUUCUGUUGGAGAUUGAGAAGAUGACUUUAGAAGUUUUACAAGUGAAACAAAAAAUCGCCAUUGUCCGCGGUCAGCGUAGUGUGAUCGCCAGAGACCUUCCCCUCUACGAAAAAGCACUACAAAUUACAAAUUUUUUAGUUGCGCCACCUAUAUGGUACGAAGGAAUAAAAGAAAAUGUCAACAAAACCGUAUGUUGUUCAGGAAGAAGUGCUUCUAAUUACUAUCAAGAAGAAUCCAAAAAUCCCCGUACUUUGGGCUGGCAGCUGCUACUUUGUAUGACGUUCAGCGUGAAAGACCUAACACAUUGUUUAGAUAGAAGAGAUAUUGAACAACUAUCACAAACCCAAAAGAUUAAUCGUAUACCCGGGAUAAGAGGACGACUGUGGAAGAAAGAAGCGUUUUGCUCCACUAUAAUGAAAGGAAAACAGCUGUCAGCCACCCUGCGGAAGCAACCGGUACCACUCUGUUUUUCUCUGCCGGAACAGCGUCACCAGUUUCAAGAAGUAGCGCACGCAUUCGGGACUUCCGCCCAGUGGAUAUUAAAAUCUGUAUCUUCAGUUGAAAAAAGCGGCCCAAAGCUUUUGGACAUUUUCACGUUAGAAGGCCAGCAAGAACUUUUAAACACUGAACGUCGGAGGGCUAUAGUCCAGCAGGUUGUUCCUAAUCAGCUUAAAGUAUUUGGACAGCCAAUCAGCUUACGCCUUUACGUAUUGGUGACGUCACUAUCACCGCUUCGAGCUUAUUUACAUUCAGAAGGUCUUGUGUAUCAUCGUUAUGGCUCUUCUCGAAGCUUUCGAAAAAUCUCAGGGAGAUUAUGGAGUCUAUCUCAGUUUUGGUAUUUCGUCGCACGGAACCACGGUAUGCAAACCGUUAAAUUAACUCUAAACAAUCUUCACGAUGCCAUAACAAAGACUUUGUUAUUGACUGACGUCCUAAUUGCGUCAUCGUCAACAACUAGUGGUCAAACGGAUGGACUGAACUCAAUAAGGUGUCGCCAGUGUUUCCAGCUUAUGGGAUUUGACGUCAUUAUGAAUGGGUCAUUUUACCCAUUUAUUACGGAAAUCAAUGGCCAGCCAAAUUUACAAGAAUCCCGAAAUCAGGAAGGAUGGGUAGCCAGUCGGGUAAAAAAUGCUGUUGUCACAGAUACCAUAAAGAUAUUGUUUACCCCUCAUUCUGUAGCUAAAGAUGUUUCUGAGGCUUUGGAAGAAGUUGGAGAGGAAAUCGGAGUGAUGGGCCUUAACUGCUUGAUAAGUCACGAAGUAUGUCUGAACCGGCAGGAUUUACAGAUUUUGUUGGAUGGACGGCGGGAGACAUUGAACCUGCGGGGCUUUCAGCAACUGUACCCAACAGUAGAGGCCCAGAGCCAAGCAGAUUUGAUUCACGAACUCGAUGGAGCAUUACUUGAUCAGAAAAUCGACCUCUCGCGGCACGGAACCGCAGAUUUGCACGAUAUUUUGCUACGACUAGAAUUCUACUACAACCGGCAUCUUCUAGAUCAAGAAUUUUCAGACGAUGAGGUCAAAAGAAGUGAGGCUUGGAGAGGGAUGAACUUGUCGUCCUUAAUGAACCAACCUUCAGAACAGCACGAAUCUCACCUUCAGGAAAGUCCUGAUACUUACAUGGACCAAUUUACCAGCAGAAAGUGUAGCAGUGACCCAAUAACCAUGCCGUACAUCGGUCAGAUAACGACGUCACCACCGUUAACCCUAACACCAUCUUUUUCUUCCCUCGUAUCGGAUUACAUUGCUAACGUCUCCUACGACCAGCUAUUGUUGAGAGUGUGGGCGUUUGGCCAGAACUGUCAAACAGAAGUACGAAUAGAUGAUAAAUAUGGACCAUCCAGGCCAACCAAUUACACGCUUGGAGUGGGUCCAAACAAGCUUUCCUUUUUUGUAGUGGAUACUUCUCAUACGGAACCAUGGGUAGUUAAUACCUACACUUUACUGGUUUAUCGCCUGUCAGUCACACAUGAGGAACCACCCUUCAGCCCGGAUCUCCCCCAUCAAGUGUGUAGUUUGAAACAGGAGUGCGACCUUCAAGUGUUUUCCAAUGAGCCUUGCGGUAUCCAGAAAGAACACCAAGCUGAUUGGAUCACACAAAUGAAAAUAACUGCAGCUCUACCGGCCUGUGACGUAGGUGAUGCUCCAGGACGGUGGGUUCUGCCAUGUGGAUCGUGCAGUAAUCGACAUAGUUGUUUUUGGCAGGAAGCGAUAUGGAACCCUUAUCGUUGUCGUCACCCAUUGUUGUCACGUGAUCUCUUAUCUCAGUGCCUUGCUAAGAAAAAGUUGCUUUUUAUCGGAGACUCCACCAACAGAGGGAUGAUGCAUUACGUCAUGGAACGCGUAAACGGAACACUAACUGAAUGGGACAAGACGCACGAUAUACGAGUGUACAACAACCUAAACAACGGCCAGACAACUGUUAGUUUCGCUUACUAUCCUCAAUUUUGGCUACCGACCAAUCAAAGACCAGUGUUCGAUAAAACCCUCUAUCAGCUUUUGCAACGUUCUAAGCCUUUGAAGAAUAACACCGACACUAUACUGAUCGUAGGUGGCGUCCAUUGGCUAGCUACUCAACACCUACAUAUGUUGAUGCGCGCUCUAAGAGGAGAGAGGCUACAAGGAAUCAGACUAGUGAUGAAAACCUUGGGAGCAGGGUUCCAUCAGCCAGUGGACGAGAUCCAUAGUCUCACUACAACAGAACACCAAAAGCUAGUUUAUCAUAAUUUAGGCUUAGCAGACUUUGCCAAACACUAUAACUUUGAAGUUAUCGACACUUUCAACGUCACUGUGGCCCGAUAUAAAGACUUCUUGCAGGGGAAAUGUGCAUGUCACUUUCACAAGGUGGUCGAAGUAAACGAUUCCACCAGAGAAAUUCGAGCAUGGAGAAACCCAACAAAAAAGAAAAUUCGUUAUCACGUUGAAGGCACAAUCAACGCCAUCUACAGUGAGAUCCUAAUCAGCAGACUCUGCAGUAACUUUAUUCCAAAAAGAUGAUUUUUGAAAGUAAAAGUUAAUCCAGAGUUAUACAAACAGUAAAGAAGGGUAUAUCCUAGUUUUAAACAUUUAUCCAGAGCAUCCUCUGAAUAACCACUGCUAUUGAAUGUGUUGCUUUGGUAACGAGUUGCUAAGUCUAUAAAGCAUAUCAGUUGCCCAAUGAACAACAUUCAGAAAAAUCUGCCCUUCACAAAGUCUGUAACUGAGGGAUUCGGAAAUUAUCCUUGGCAUAGAAACUGUGAUAGUUUAAAAUAAUUAAACUACAUAGGAUUGUGUAGUUGCAGAAAAUUGUUGAGUCCUCAAAGUGAAUAGGAUAAUUAAAUGGUUCAUAUGCCAUGAAUGUGGUUGAAAACGGGUAUACGGAAGAUGAAAAUUCACUAAAUCGUACACUGCACUAUUAGAAAUGUAUAGAGAAUAUUACUAUAACCGAGUUCUUAGAGUAGAAAAUAGCACGGUUUAAAUAUAUUGUUAGAUAUUUUAUGUCGCAUAGGUAGACAUGCCAAUUAAUCAUUUCUUCAGUCGAAGCCUCCAUCUGGUGGCCACGACAUACAGCUCUGGAUCUUUUAAGAUUAUAUUGGUGAACCGACUUGAGUAACUCACAGUCAUCAUUAUGGGCAGUGUUUCCAUACAAUGACUAGAUAAGCCGAUUUUUUUAUUCCAUAUCAGGAUAUCGCUUAAAAAGAUUUAAUCGGGAGAUAUUCAUUAUCUAUUACAAGAUACUGUCACAAACACAGUCGUCAAAAGUCACAGAGACAUUACGAAUGUUUCGGAGCCUUUGAUUUUCAUAAAUGUUUUUCUAGCAUUGAAAAUAAUAUAAAUAUUAUAUGCAUAUACAUCAAACGAGAAAAUUACAUUUAUGGUGACUUUCUCUAUAAAGCAACAACCACUCCAUGUUCGCUUUCCUCUCAUGAAACUAAAAUAGCAUUGAUUAUUCCACUCUGAUACCACGUUUUGUUUUAGCCUCCAUGGAUCAUCAUUAUUUAGUUCAAAGCUUGUUUGUUUUUCAAACAAAGCUGUACCCAAACUCGUUUUUAGUUUGUGGGUUCUGCUGUCAUGCUAGAAUAAAGUACUUUAGGUAAUUUUAUUAUACUGAUUAAAGGACCCUAAUAAUUAAACCCAUUACUGUUUACGGAUUCUACAAAAAUCUACCCUGGCUAUAAUAAUGUUUUGACUCAAUAAGGCAAAUUUCGUUCCACUUCAAUACGUAGAGUUCUACUCUUUUGUAGAAAGUUCAACGUUUUUAUUUGCAGAUGCUGCAUUGUGACAGGCAGUCCAUUCUUCAACUGAAGUGGACAUGGUUGGUUUUCAAUAUUAUCAUAGCUGUGUGGUUUCCCGAAAUUCUCCAAAGUUAUCUUGUUCGCAUAUCAACAUUUUAGUUUUCCUAAUCACCCAUCAUUGUUUUGUAAUGAGCUUCCUACAAUCCUUUUUAUUUCUUACAAAUUUUCCAAAGUAUUUUCCCUUCUAUAAAUACUUUACACUUUCGCAUUGAUAUUUUGAUAUGUCACAAAUAUCCAUUAUUAACACCAUACACAGUCAUAUUGAUUGUAUCUGAAAAACAGUUUUACAUCUGUUGUAAAUAUUUAGUACUUUAUUAUGCUUUGUAUCCUUA